This is a messenger RNA of Pieris macdunnoughi, 510 nucleotides long. Lineage: Eukaryota; Metazoa; Arthropoda; Insecta; Lepidoptera; Pieridae. The record is from the annotation of a GenBank genome assembly.
AUGCAGACACAGUUUGAAGCAUUAGAAAGUAAGUUAGUUUUAGAUGCUGGUUGUGGCCCUGGUAUGUUAUCAUGUGGGGCAUCCUUAUUGGGUGCAGGGACAGUUACAGCAGUAGAUAUUGAUGGAGAAUCUCUUGAUAUUUUAAAAGAAAACAUUGAAUGUACAGAAGUUGACAAUAUAGAUAUUAUUCAAUGUAAUUUUCUUUGCCCUGAAAUGUACAGGUGUGAAAAUUAUUUUGACACAGUUGUGAUGAAUCCUCCAUUUGGCACAAAGAACAACGCAGGAAUUGAUAUGAAGUUCCUUAAAAUGGGCUUAGAUUUAAGCUGUGAUAGUGUUUAUUCGUUACAUAAGUCGACUACAAGGUCUCACAUACAGAAAAGAAUCAAAGAAUGGGGAGCAAAGGGGAGUGUAAUAGCAGAACUACGUUAUAACAUAAAAUCUUCAUACAAGUUCCAUAAACAACAAAGUAAAGAUAUUGCAGUAGAUCUAUGGAGGCUGCACCAUUCUUAG